GCGUAGCUGCGCUGAAGCCGAGCCCCUCUAUGCCUCAGCACGCAGAGUGGAGCAGACGGCAACAGCCACACAAACACACUCCACACACCACCACCACCACCGCUGCCGCCACCACCACCACACACACACAGUGACGGCUGCCAGGCGCAGUGGGAAGCAAGCCGUCAGGGAGAGAGCUUGAGAAGAAAGAGAGGGAUCGCAGAGGGGAAGAGAAGAAAAGAGUUGGAGGAGGCACCUUGUGGAUCAGAGGGGAUUUUCCUCUGUGUGAGAGCACGUCUGGAUAGGACUAUCUGCUUCUUCCUGAGCGAGAGGAGUUUUCACUAAGGCUUUUUUUUCUUCGCUCAUCCUCCACGCCGGGCUCCUGCGAUAUCUACCUAUCUAUCCCCGGAGCUUAACAAAAGAGGGAGGGAGUGAGAGAGAGUGAGAAGAAAGGCAGUCACAGCUUCAGCUCCAGACCACCCUCUCUCUCCUCCUCCUCCUCCUCUUCCUCUCCUCCUCUUCUCUCUCUCUCGAGCUCCACAUCCAUGUGUGAGUUCAUCGCUGAUUUCACUGUCUUUUGAGGAUAGAGCAGAGGACAGCUUGUGUUCUCCAGGAUACAGCCGAGCUCCCAGUGGGAUCAGGGUCUCGUCUGGUGUGAGAGAGAGAUAGAGGGAGCAAGAGCGAGACGGGGAAACGGAUACACAGGAAGAGAGAAAGAGACAGAGAGAGACAAGAGUAAGAGACGCCGGAAAGCAAAUUGAGGGGCAUGUUCAGGGCAGCAGAAAAGAAGAGUGGGUCUGAUUUUUAGAGCGGAGAGUGCAAGGGACCGGCAACCGGAUCCCAUCCAUUCCUCCCUCCUCCUCAUCCUCCUCAUCCUCUUCUUCUUCCCUCUCCCUUUUACCCUCUCUCCGUCCUGCUCUUCAAUUCCCUCUAUUGUUUCCUGUGUUACCUCCUUCUAUCCUUUCAUAUCUUCCUUCCCUCACCUCCUUCUCCCCCCCCCCCCCCCCCUUUCCUCUGGAUUCUCUCCGUCUCUCUUCCCAGACCUGUCUCUCUUUGUGAGGUUCCCUGUGAGCUUCCAGACAAGUAGACAGACUAAAAUCCCAAGUACUAUCCAUCCUCCUAUCCUUCCCUUCCUCUGCGUGCUCCUCACACACGCACACCUCAGUGAGAGGAGAACGUUCUCGCUCUGCAUCCUCCACUCUUGGAAGCAUUCGUGUGAAGGAUCCAGGCCAGCCUCUCAGAUUGAUUGUACCCCACCUGCGAGCUCCUAUCUCCAGCCUCCAGGACCUUCAAUUGGAUUCCAGCUACAUGGGAAAACGUUUGGAGCAGCAGCCAAUGUACCCCCACUACACCUACUACUACCCCCACUAUCUCCAGACCAAGCAGUCCUAUGCUCCUCCCCCUCCGCCCAUGGCUCCGCCUAGCCCUGGCACCACAGGAGGAGGAGGUGGAGGUGGAGGAGGAGGUCAUGGAGGAGGGCUAGUGGAGCAGCUCAGUAAGACCAACCUGUACAUCAGAGGCCUGCCACCUGCCACCACCGACCAGGACCUCAUCAAACUCUGCCAGCCAUAUGGGAAGAUUGUGUCAACAAAGGCCAUCCUAGACAAGAACACCAAUCAAUGCAAAGGCUAUGGCUUUGUGGACUUUGACAGCCCUGCAGCAGCCCAGAAGGCUGUGGCCUCACUCAAAGCCAGCGGAGUCCAGGCACAGAUGGCGAAGCAACAGGAGCAGGACCCCACCAACCUUUACAUCUCCAACCUGCCGCUAUCCAUGGAUGAGCAGGAGCUGGAGAACAUGCUGAAGCCCUUCGGUCACGUCAUUUCCACACGGAUACUGAGGGACGCCAAUGGCCUGAGCAGAGGAGUCGGCUUUGCAAGGAUGGAGUCAACAGAGAAGUGCGACGUGGUGAUACAAAAUUUCAACGGGAAAUUCUUGAAAACCCCUCCAGGCAUGACAGCCCCUGCAGAGCCGUUGCUGUGCAAGUUUGCUGACGGAGGCCAGAAGAAGAGGCAGACCCAAGUCAAGUAUCCCCAGAAUGGCCGACCGUGGACACGGGAAGGAGAGAGUGGUAUGGCGUUGACGUAUGAUCCCACCGCGAUGCAGAACGGGUUUUACUCUUCGCCAUACAGCAUCUCUACUAAUCGGAUGAUUGCACAGACGUCAAUCACACCUUUCAUCGCUGCCUCUCCUGUCUCUACAUAUCAGGUCCAAAGUACAUCUUGGAUGCCACAUCAACAGUAUGUUAUGCAACCUACAGGUGCUGUGAUCACCCCAGCAGCGGCUAUCGAGCCCAGUUUGUCUCUUCACCCCUCCAGUGUAAUGGCUCCUCUCACCCAGCAGAUGAACCACCUGUCUCUGGGCACCACAGGCACCUACAUGCCUGCUGCAGCGGCUGCUCCUAUGCAAGGAACCUACAUUCCCCAGUACACUGCAGUGCCUGCCUCUGCCAUCACAGUGGAAGGUGUGGUGACAGACCCAUCUCCACAGACAGCCGCCCCCUCCUCCCAGGACGCCAGCGGGCAGCAGCCUUUAUCAGUGGAGAAUACAGGGGAUCAUGCCACAGCCUACUCUUACCAGCAGUCUAAAUAACGAGAUUGGUGGGAAUCAUUGCUGCAUUGCCUUGAGAGGGACUGCACUGAAGCGGUGGAGACAUGGAGAGAAUCAAAACGAAACGGGGACAAAAAAGAGGUGACACGGGCAACACUGAGGGGAGAAUGCUUCCACUGUGCACAGGCACCAAAUAAAAGACAAAAUGAAAAAAAAAAUCAAUUAUAUUUCAUACCUGGUUGAACCAAGAAAAAGACAGAGAAAAAAAGAAAUGCUGGUUUGCUGAACUUGAGGACAAUGAAAUCAAACGCAGUCUGCAACUCUGAGUUUAUCAUUUCUCACUGUGAGACUGGACUUUGCCUCCGAAGGAAAAGAGAAGACAUAGACUGAAAUCUCAACUCAACCAACAAGCUGUACAGAAAAAAAGAGAACAUUUGAAUGUGCAGGUAGAUUUUCAGACUUUUUUUAUUAAAAAAAAGAAGGAAGCAAAGUCUAGAAAAAAACAGGUUGUCUUCCUUUGAUAUUAAGCUACAUUAUUUUCAUUCUUUUUAUUAUUUGAGUAGUUUUCUAGAAUAUCAAUGUUUUCGUAAAUCUUUAUUGCCUUAAUUUUCUCAAAUUUUGGGGAAAAAAGUUUCCAUAGUGUUGAAUAACUAAAAAAAAAAAAAAAAAGAGUGGUUGAAUGAAUUGAGGGCUUCUUGGAGAGUAACGAGAGCCAGAGAGAUUAAAUCUACAAAGCUUAUUGUACAGGAUUUUAAAAAAAGGGUUGUAAUUGUAUGAAGAUGAUUUUAAAUUAUGUGGUGCAGUGCAGCUGAUGUUGGUUGGUAAAAAAAAAAAAUCUUCUUUAAUGCCAGAAGGGUCAAUCCACUGCUUCCUGGAAAAUGCAGUUAAGUUCAGUCAUGAGAUAAAAAAGUUCUGUUUCUCCAUCACAUUUGUAUUUUUUAUUUUUUGCUUUUUGAUCGCAGUCUUUUUACCUUUUAAAGGUUUUUUGCUUUGCCUGCUUUGCUUGUCUCACUGCAAAAAAAAGAAAGAAAAAAUUUCUAAAAAAAAAGGGAACAUUUCUGACUUUGAGAAAAAGCAGAGAAAAACGCUAGAAUUUUUAAAUGUGCAAAAAGCAAUAGUUUUAGUAAAACUGUUGACAGUUUAUUGAGUCUUUCUUAACUGUUGAACAAAAGCAGCCAACAGGUGGCGUAUUUUAUACCAAAGAUAAAGAAACUAGGUAGUGACGAGUUCUUCCUUACGUUGCUUUUUUUUUCAAUAUUUUUCACCUCUGAAACUGAGAUUUUCCUUGCCUGUCAUGCUAUUGGCGUGCCAGAUAAUUUUAUCGGGAACAUAUGAGAACAUGCAGUAGGUCUUUAACACAACUGCCUCAACCAGUGCUCUGAGAUGUUUGUUUGUCAUGUGAUCAAACAUGGCGCUGUAACAUCUGUCAUGUGACCAGACACCCUGUGGUAUGGAGAAAGUGGAGGAGGUAAGUAUAUCAUUGAAACAUUGGUGGUGAAGAGGCAGAAAAUGCAUUACAUCCUGUGGAAUAUUGGUGUGGUAUUAAACCUGUGUAUACACCCAACAACACCCUCUUCAGGCUGCGUUUACCAAUCUUUAACCUUGUCAUGACAGCUAAAAAGCUGUAGAUUUAAUAUUUUGAAAUGCAUAGUCUCAGUCCAUAAGACAAACUGUUAAUACGCCGCUGUCUUGCCAAACACAAGCCAUUUUAAUGUGAGCAGGGUGAUGAUCUCUGCUAGAGGAAAGGGCAUUUCUGUUGAACAUAGUCAUUUCAGCUUAUGUAUAUUCUACCAGGACAAGGAGAGAUAUUUUGUUGUUCUUUUUGUGUUGCCUUUUUUGUCUUUUUAAAAAAUUGAUUUUGAUGUGUGAGCUGCUAAAACACUUUUCAUAAUGGGGAUUGAGGCAGUCUUAUGUUGGGUGGGUGUGGAAGAGUUACACCUCCUUAAUGACAGCGAUAUGAAGCCAGGAUAAAGACAGCCAAUUGUUAUCCAUGACUUAUGUGCGUAAAAAGCAUCCUUUAAGUCUGUUGCCUCUUUUCAGGUGGAAAACGAGACAUGUUCCUGGUUGUAGCCCUUGAAAAACACACACAAAUAUGAGAAAACUAAUUUCUUAAAUAGGUAAAACCCGCUAACAAGAUUCUGCAUUAUUUACAGUGUAGUCACAGGGUGUCAGUUGACAACAAAAGCUCUUAGGGACUUGAAUUGGCUGACACCGGCUCUGAGGUCACACCUCUGAAGCCCCACCUACCUAACCUGCCUCCACCAAUGAAAAGAAGCUAAUGGAGAUGUGAGGAACAGAGAGACACACAGAAAAAGCAUGGUUCAACCAAAAUCAAGCAGAUACAAACCUCUAUGGGAAAAAUAAAUUAUUGAAAGCAGAGAGAAAGCAGAGAGAAAGUAGAAAGUGAGAACAAAAUUAAUAUUUAUGAGAUCUGUUUUUUGUACAGGUGUGUAAAAGAAGAUGCAACAGAAAUAACUUUGAUGAUGCUAUUUUUUUAUUUGCUUGGUCACAUGCCGCCCAUGUCUUUCAAAUUGUGAUUCUGAGAGUGUCUGUAGAACCAGUGGAUAUUGCUGUAGUUUCAAAUGUCUCUUUUUGUUUUCUUUUUAGAAAAAUCUUUCAAUAAAAAAAAAAGAAAUGUUUCAAA
Molecule: messenger RNA, 5170 nt
Organism: Plectropomus leopardus (leopard coralgrouper)
Lineage: Eukaryota; Metazoa; Chordata; Actinopteri; Perciformes; Serranidae
Product: RNA-binding motif, single-stranded-interacting protein 3-like
Cellular component (GO): ribonucleoprotein complex
Molecular function (GO): RNA binding
Source: RefSeq, a predicted model, not a curated record